AUGAGUGGGCACAGGAUGUCAAGCCGGCAUCAUUUGAAGCGCUAUUUGGCUACAGAGCAAGAACAAGAUGAUUUGGAGAGAGUGAUGGGGUGGAUUCAUCCGCAAGCGCAUGCAUGUCAUCCGCCAUCGUUACGCAUGAAGAAGGCCAUCAGAUCCGUAUUGGGCAAAGCUUCCGAGCUUGAUAGGCAGUUUAAGAUUUAUUACAUUGAUGUGAUCAAACAGGAAUAUCUGUGUGAUCAGGUUAAGCGCGAAUUCAAGCAUAUCCAGGUGCUUGAGAGCAAACUUGUAUACCCUGUCACGUAUUUACCAUUUCUCUCCAUUUCAGAUCAACUAGCAAUCGAGCAAACUAUCUGCUCACUAAGACAUUACCUUGUUGACAAUGAUGAUAAUCUCAGGAACAGUCUUGUGGCUGAGUUUGAAACACUGAUGCAAGACGAUGAUUUUGAGUCUGGGUAUCAGAUCAUCGAAUGGCUUUAUACAGCGAAUGCGAAAUUGUUAAGACCGUGGAACCUGGCGCUGGACACUAUUGUUUCGAAAAUAUCUACGUUGUGUGACAAUGAGAUGAGGAGGAAUUGGGAGGCGAAAUUUCUCGUGAUGAAUACUUUCAACAAGUUCAUCAAUCUGUACUGGUCGCAUCUUGCCAAGUUUCUGCAUCUAUCGGAGGAUAAUCACGAUUUCACAAAGGUUCUAUACAAAUGUUUUGAGAAGGAGUUUGUAAGGAUACGAACUGAAGAGAUUUUUGAGAUUGUCGUAGAGAGUUAUCAGGCGGCGAAGACGACGAUCCUUGAAUUGAGGACUUUUAUGAGCGGUUACGAACGUCUCAGCAAACUUGUGAACCAGUUUUUGAAGCAGUUUAAAAUUAAAGUACUGAACCCGAGUGUCAACACUGUGGAGGCCUUAGUGGCCUUUAUCCGAAGCGUCAAAUGUUUUGUAAUCUUGGAUCCGCGAGCAAGGCACAUGCACACGAUAACGAAUUUUGUGAAACCGUUUUUCCAUCAAAGAGGUGAUGCCGUCCAGAUAAUACUAUAUGCGAUCUUAGAUCUGCGAGACGUUGAUUUCGAGAAAAUGGGGGUUUCGCCCGUCAAGGGUCUGAGUGAACUUUCACACGAGUUGAGGGAGGACCCCUACGUGAAUAUCAAUGCCAAAUGCCAGACUCCCACCCCAUCUCCCUCGAAAAUCAGCUCUCCACAUCUCAAUGACAGUUCUUCUAUGGACGUCGACGAUAAAUUGGACGAUGGGACCACAGAUCUGGUAUACAAGCAAGUGUUGAACCAAUUUUGNNNACGUGGACACCACGAGACGAACCAAGGUACGAGGGAUUACGUAGGUGUCAAUGUGAAAUUCUCACAACGGUCGAACCGUACUAAUCUACUAGACCCGCUGUUUGAGCUUUUCGAUAAGAAGGAUGAGUUACUAUCCUGUUUCUUGAAACUGUUGACUCUGAAGUUGUUCAAGUUGUCCGGGUACACGUUGGAGCCGAACUGGAACGAGUGUUACCAGUUGAUCAAAAGGAAAGUGACAAAGGGGGAUGUGGGCGACGGGGGUCCCUUGUCGAGGGACACCGCUGAUGCCCCCGUCAGUUCUAACAACGAACAAGUGCUAUUAAGUUUGAACAAGAUCGAUGUGAUGUUGCAUGAUUUGAGGGAGAACGCGAAGAUCACUCGUCGGCUGCAUAGAACCUCGAUGCUGAACGGUAAUGUGUUCCCCAAGUUUAUCUCAUCGCAGUACUGGAGCUACAGGGACGACACAUUUACUAAAGCAGGGAACAGGGACCAGAUCAAGAUCGAUCCUGUCCUUGAAACAGACAUAUUGCAGUACGGUGGUCGGUUCUGCGAGUUGAAAUACGGUCGAAUGGUUCGGCUUUGUAAAGAGAAGACGAUUUUCGAGAUAGAGUUGACUGUGAAUGACGGGGAGGUGCCCCAAGUGUUUAAAGUGGACGCUAUGAAGUACAGUGUGAUUGAGAAGUAUGCUACUGGGGGCCCCCGCGCAGGGUACACCCCCACGGAGCUCUGUGAACUGUGCGGUAUGGAUAUUGCGGAUGUACAGACCUCGUUAACAUACUGGGUGAAUGCAGGGUUGUUGAGAUUGAGUAGUAGUGGGUACUACGAGUCCACGUCGGAAACUGGGCCGCCACCCAACCGAGGCACCCCGCUAGAGGCAAGCACGAGAGAGUUUCUUGACGGUGUUGUAUGGACCUUCAUUAGAGGAAUGCUAGAAAGUCUUGGUACAUUGUCAUGUGCUGAGAUACACGAGUACCUUGCCGCUACAGUACCUGCGACGAUACGAUACCAAGAGACUGUGACGAUGUUGCAAUUACAGGGGUACUUGGACUACAAUGUACAGAGCACUCAUCUGUUACAACAAACACCUGAAGGGGAGUACAAGUUAAGUUAG
Molecule: messenger RNA, 2394 nt
Organism: Huiozyma naganishii CBS 8797
Lineage: Eukaryota; Fungi; Ascomycota; Saccharomycetes; Saccharomycetales; Saccharomycetaceae
Gene: APC2
Product: anaphase promoting complex subunit 2
Exons: 1
Coding region: 1-2394 (797 amino acids)
Cellular component (GO): anaphase-promoting complex
Source: RefSeq, a predicted model, not a curated record